Aspergillus aculeatinus CBS 121060 is the source of this 759-nucleotide messenger RNA. RefSeq lists its product as uncharacterized. NCBI's taxonomy places the organism in Eukaryota, Fungi, Ascomycota, Eurotiomycetes, Eurotiales, Aspergillaceae. The record is from RefSeq and is a predicted model, not a curated record. The coding region runs from base 1 to 759 and encodes 252 amino acids. The transcript is spliced from 2 exons.
AUGAUGCUCUUUUCACUUCCGAUGGCGAGGCGGGAUGAGCUCGGACCACUGCUGGGGGUUAUCAAACUGGCACUGCUCUCCUUCUCCUGUAUCUUCGACGUCCCACCCGCCUGGGACUGUCUGACAUUCCCCGACGUCCGCCCGCAUUCCAUACUGCGGUCCGUGAUCGCCAGCGUGACACAACACAGCAAUACUGGCUCAACAUUCACUCCGCCAACCGUCGAGAACAUCCUCGACAUCUACGCGGCCAUUUCCCAGUUGCAGGCCAUAGCAGACCACCCGACCCUGGAGGACGCCACCGCAGCAGAGAUCAACCAGAUGCGCCAUCUUCUAAAGACCCUUGAUCCUCUCCCCGCCCAAAAGGCACCACAGCCCACCACCGCACCAUCUCCCACCCGCACUGAGGACAAGCUCAACGUGUGUUGCAGCCUUGCCACAUCAAUCCUCUCGCGACUCCUGCGUGCGGAUGCCCCGAUGAAUGAGGACACUACCCUCCAGGCGGAGCUCACCCAACUCACCCAACGAAUCACCGAGAUCGACGCGGCGUUCUGGAUCCGACGGGCGCCGGAAACGUUGACCUGGCUCAUCUUCACCGGGGCGGCCACCGCCCCUACCAGCCUGGACCGCGGGCGGUUGAUUCUGUACGGGGGGACGGUGCUCACCGCUGUUGACUCAGAGAAAUUGGUGCUCGUCAGGCAGGGAUGGGUGUAUUUUGGUCUGUUGAGGAAUAUUCGGCGGUUGCGUCGGAUUUAUGCGUAG